CAACGUUCCACAACAUAUCUAUAUUGAUCAUGACCUCUUACAUACUUAAUCGGUCAAUCGCUCGAGCUUCUCGCAGAAUCGUGAGUCCCAAUGGCAGACCCUCGUUAUUUUGCACCAUCCGGCGGCGGACAUUCGCAGAUGUCUCUGAUGACGACACGACAUUACCUUUGAAGGGAUAUAAAGUGUUGGACAUGACAAGAGUGCUUGCAGGACCAUACUGUACCCAAAUACUCGGCGACUUGGGUGCAGAAGUUAUAAAAGUCGAACACCCUACUAGAGGUGACGAUACUCGAGCAUGGGGACCACCAUAUGCGAAGUAUCUCCCAGGAUCCGGCAAGGAAGGGAAGGGGGAGUCUGCAUACUUCUUUGCCGUCAACCGCAACAAGAAAUCUCUUGGCCUUUCAUUUCAACACAAGUCCGGCGUCGAAAUCCUCCACAAACUCAUAGCCGAUUCCGAUAUUCUAGUUGAAAACUACCUACCAAGUUCUCUAAAGAAAUAUAACAUGGACUACGAAACGGUUCGAAAGAUAAAUCCACGAUUAAUAUAUGCAUCUAUUACUGGGUACGGCCAGACUGGACCAUACUCUUCCCGGGCAGGCUACGAUGUGAUGGUUGAAGCCGAAAUGGGACUCAUGCACAUAACAGGAUCCCGAGAUGGACCUCCUGUGAAAGUUGGUGUUGCUGUCACGGAUCUGGCUACGGGGCUUUAUACCAGCAAUAGCAUUAUGGCGGCUAUAAUAGCACGAGCAAGAACAGGAAGAGGACAACAUAUCGAUGUUGCUUUAAGUGAUUGCCAGGUUGCAACAUUGGCCAAUAUUGCUAGUAGCUGUUUGAUCAGUGGAGAACGAGACCAAGGACGGUGGGGAACUGCACAUCCUAGUAUCGUCCCAUAUCAAAGUUACAAGACAAAAGAUGGAGAUAUUCUUUUCGGAGGUGGCAAUGAUCGCCUCUUCGGCCUGUUGAGUGAUGGGCUUGGGAGACCCGAGUGGAAGACAGAUGUCAAAUUCUCAGUGAACGCCGAAAGAGUUGCGAAUCGAUUGGAGCUAGAUUCCUUGAUUGAGAAAAUAACCAAAGAGAGGACGACUAAAGAAUGGUUGGACGUUUUCGAGGGCAGUGGUCUGCCGUAUGCAGCCGUCAAUGAUGUGCUAGAUACGCUCAACCAUGAACAUGUUCUUGCUAGAGGUAUGGUCAAAGAGAUGAAGCACGAGUGGUGCGGGGACAUCAAGAUGGUAAAUACUCCAGUAAAAUAUAGUGAGAGUAAGCCUGGGAUCAGAAGUGUACCUCCUAUGUUGGGUCAGCAUACAGAUGAGGUUUUGAGAGAUUUGGUCGGCUUAAGUGAGGGCGAGAUCGAGAGGUUGAAAGAAGAAGGUGCUGUCAGAUAAGG
Messenger RNA from Mollisia scopiformis, 1384 nucleotides. RefSeq names its product caib/baif family protein-like protein. NCBI's taxonomy places the organism in Eukaryota, Fungi, Ascomycota, Leotiomycetes, Helotiales, Mollisiaceae. Gene Ontology annotation, molecular function: catalytic activity. The coding region runs from base 30 to 1382 and encodes 450 amino acids. The transcript has 4 exons. The record is from RefSeq and is a predicted model, not a curated record.